Messenger RNA from Antechinus flavipes (yellow-footed antechinus), 3255 nucleotides. It is a transcript of the gene CLDN20, whose product is annotated as claudin 20. Gene Ontology annotation, molecular function: structural molecule activity. The record is from RefSeq and is a predicted model, not a curated record. Gene Ontology annotation, biological process: bicellular tight junction assembly; cell adhesion. Gene Ontology annotation, cellular component: bicellular tight junction; plasma membrane. The transcript has 2 exons. NCBI's taxonomy places the organism in Eukaryota, Metazoa, Chordata, Mammalia, Dasyuromorphia, Dasyuridae. The coding region runs from base 222 to 881 and encodes 219 amino acids.
UCAAAACACUUUGGAAAAGCAAGCUUUGUUUAGUUGACUUUCCUUCUUUGUUCCUAACUGGGUCCAGUUCCUCUGAGGAAGAUUGAUGAGAGUACAAUCAAGGUCUUGAAGUAUAUCCACAACAGAAUCAGUUACAGUCUUCAUUGGAACAACUGCAGUUUAUUGGACAGUAUCUACGAGAGAGGAUCGGGCUGACAAAAGGAGACAGACAGAUCAACAUUAUGGCAUCAGCAGGUCUACAGCUCAUUGCUUUUAUUCUAGCCUUAUCUGGCAUUUGUGGCAUAAUUAUAGCCACACUAUUGCCAAACUGGAAGGUAAAUGUAAAUGUGGGCUCAAAUAUCAUAACAGCUAUUAUUCAACUUCAAGGGCUGUGGAUGGACUGCACAUGGUUCAGCACCGGGAUGUUCAGUUGCACACUGAAACACUCAAUCCUAUCCCUCCCUGUCUAUGUGCAGACUGCACGGACCACGAUGGUAUUGUCUUGCAUCCUCUCAGCUUUGGGGAUUUGCAUUUCUACAGUUGGCAUGAAAUGUACACGGUUAGGAGGGGACAGAGAAACCAAAAAUCGUACUACUUUUGCCGGAGGAGUAUGUUUUAUUCUCUCAGGGGUAUCUGGUUUAAUACCUACAUCAUGGUACAUGAAGGAGAUCAUUUCAAAUUUUUGGGAUCCAACAGUCCCAGAGCACAAUAAGCAUGAACCUGGUGGAGCUAUUUACCUUGGAAUUAUUUCAACAGCAUUACUACUUGUAGCAGGUGUGAUUUUCUGCACUUCCUGUUUAAAAAGACAUCAAGAAGCUAGGCACUAUCCUUCCUCACAGCAGGAUAUCUUAACUACUCAGUCAGAGAACAAUGCAGGAUAUAACCUGAAGGAUUAUGUAUAAAUUAUUAUAUACUAUAGAUGGUGAAUGAAAUACUAGAAAUGUUUAUUUUUUUUAACUUUAGAUUGAAAAUAAAUCAAAAUCAUAUUUAACUGUCUUCAUUAGAUCUUAUACUGUGUUUCUAUUAUUCUAUUUUAUAUCAAGAUUUUUUUUUUAAACUGAUAGUUACUUUUACAUUUAAUACUCAAGGUUUAUUUGAAAAACAUUAUAAAGCAAUUGGCAGCUUAUUAAUAUUAUAGCUUACUUCUUGAAACAUUCGUUUAAAGUGGAUUAACUACAUUCCAAAAUGUGUGCUUUUGAUGUUUCAUUUUGAGUAUUCAACUGGACUAAAAUCCAGGCUAAAGCUCUAUGUCCUGCUUUUAACCAAAAGUAACAUCUGUUUUUGCUUUCCAAUUCUCUAACACCAUGGUAACUCAGUUCUUUUUUUUUUUUUUUUUUUUUUUGAGCCACAAUAUAUAAUUGCAUGUCAGAAGCUGAAGAGCUGUCAUUGCCAUUCAGAUAUUGCCAAAAAUGUCCCUCCCAAGCCCCCACCUGCUGUUCAGUAUCUUUGGCCCUCUUUUUCUUUUGCAUUUCAAAGGAAAGGUUUACAUAGGUUUCCAACUGUUGCUAAUCGUUCAGCCAAACAAUUCAGGCUAAAUCUAAGAGGGAACAAAUUGGUAAAUGUUAUAAGGAGAAAGAAAAGAUGUAGGACUUUUAACCUUUAUGAUAACAAUAUGGGAAAAAAAUUAUAUGAUUAUCCUUUCUAUUUCCAUAUCUCUCAAGAUGUGAGCUCUUUGGGAUGUAUUCUUUUAUUUCCUUCCAAUCAUUUAGGUUUUCCACUUUUUUCAUUUAAUCUAAGAUAAAAUGUCAUAUAUGUUGAUAAUAAGGGUUUAUUUUCAAAUUCUUUGCCUUUUUUUUUCCAGCCAUGAUUUAAAUAGACUAGGGGACUAUUUUCCUUUAAACAGAUAAACUACCUCCCCUACAAUAACUAAAAUGAAAGUGUUUUGAAUAAAAGAAACUAUUGUGUUUUGGUCCAAAUCUGUAAAAGUGUAGGGAACUCCUGAUAAGGCUCUCUCUAUCAAAGCCAAUCACUAGUUGUUUUGCAAUUUAUAAUAAUCUCUCAAAGGGUUGAUAUGAAGGCAUUGAGAGGUAAAAUGACUCACUUAAGAUGAUAUCAUCAGAAUGUGUUAAAGGCUGGCUCUGACCUAGUCUUCCUGACUUCCCUCACUAUAACAUUUUGUCUCUUAUAAAUCUAAGGUUAUGAGAUAUCAAAUUCUAAUCAGAAAGAAAAAAAAAAAUCUGACUUGUCUAUGUCUGUUUAGGUAGAAAGGAAAUUUAGGACAGUUUUGAUUUGGGAUUAUGCAUUAAAGUAGUUGAGUGUGUGUGUGUAUGUGUGUGUGUCUAUGUGUGGAAAUUUUAUAAAAUCAAAUAAUAUAACUUUCCAAUUAUUUUAAAGUGCUACCCCAAGUAUUUGUUAUUGUUAUUUAUUAAUAAUAUAUAUUCAUUAAUUUGUGACAUAAGAUGAUGAGUUACUAAUAUAGUAUUGCUGUCAUUAGAAAUAGUAACUUUUAUAUGUUGCUAAUAAAAAUAAGAUUUUUGUGCAUAUAGGGGAAACUCAUUUUCAAAACUAUUUUACUGUGCAUAUUAACACAUAUCAGCAUUAUAGUGAAAUUUUUAAAAUAAGAUGACUAAAGUGAAGAAAAAUCAUUUCAUGUGAAAAUCACAGAUGGUUCCAUAGCUAUACAAAAUGUUUUUAGUUUAACUGUUCAUGGUCAUCAUUUUCUAGGUGAGUAAAUGAAUCUAAAGAAAUACUGUAAGACAAAAAUAUUAAUCCAAUACUUUAUAUAUUAGCUGGAAUAAUUUUGCAUUGAUAUGUUUUCUUACUUUGCUUAAAUGUGUUUGGAUUGUCAAAUGUACUAACAGAAAGGAAAAAUGCUAUAUAUAAUCAAAUUAAUGCAAGAACUAAAUGCUCUGUUCAGCACCAGUCUUUGUUAGGGGAAGGAUAUAAUCACUCAAACGGAUGCAAGAUAUCAACCUAAGAAGAGCUUUAAUAUACAAAUUAAGUACAAAAGAAAUUUAGGAAACCACAUCCAUUCAAAAGUCUUGUAACUAUUACAUAUUCUGAAAUAGCUUUUUAGUUUUAUUUUUCCUAUGGAUAGGGAUAAUUUGUAUUUUAGCUUCACAGGUUCUCCUAGAGCUCCUGCUGAGUUGUAAAAAGUGUGAAGGCGUGAAUAAAAUAAGAUGAUUUUGAUCACAAAUUAAGUAGUAAAGUAAGCAGCAAAGGUAUUAACAUUAACAUAAAAUUGAAAACAAGGUUUGCCAAGAAUAAGCCAAAAUGGAUAUCUACUUCAAAUCAGCAUGAUCUUACUAUCACUAUAAAGAAUGAAAACACUAUCCA